AUGAAGCCAAACAUCACCGUUAUCAUGAUCGAACACGAAAACACCGAACAACUGAACUUCCACAGGUUUUUCGACUCUUGGCUCAGGGAGCUAAAUACCAACCUCCAACAGCUCGCCUCCGCCGCUAGCCACCACCACGACGAUGAUCAAAUCGAAGACGACUCAGAUUUACACUCGUUGAUUCAUAAAGUUGUAGGACACUACGAGGAGUACUACAACGCCAAAUCAAAAGGGGCAAAAGAAGAUGUGCUUUCAAUGUUUUCGCCAACGUGGCUGACAUCGCUCGAGGAUGCCCUUUUGUGGAUGGCCGGAUGGCGGCCGACGACGGCCGUCCACCUGCUGUACUCCAAGUCAGGAAUCCAGCUUGAGGCCAGAAUGACUGAUCUAAUUCCGGUGUUGAGUUGUGGGGAUUUAGGGGACUUGAGUUCGAAUCAAAUGAACCAAAUCGAUGAAUUACAGAGGAAAAUCAUCCGUGAAGAGAGAGUGAUAACUGAGAGACUGGCGUCACUGCAGGAGUCGGCGGCAGACACGGGCAUGGUGGAUUUAUCAAACAUGGAAUCAGAGAUGAUCAGAAAGGAAGAAGACAGUGGAGGGAGGGACAUCGAUCAAAGAGUGAAAUCUUUGCUAAAGAAUAAGAAGGAUGAAUUGGAGGAGGUGUUACACAUGGGAGAUAGUCUGAGAAUGGAGACAUUGAAGUCCGUUUUGGAGAUUCUGACGCCGUUACAGGCGGUGUACUUUCUUAUCGCCGCCGCGGAGCUCCACCUCAGAAUACACGAUUGGGGCCAGAAGAUGGACGCGACUUAA
Lactuca virosa is the source of this 804-nucleotide messenger RNA. The record is from the annotation of a GenBank genome assembly. Lineage: Eukaryota; Viridiplantae; Streptophyta; Magnoliopsida; Asterales; Asteraceae.